AUGUGUGAAUUCAUUUCUGACUCGAAACUUUUUGUCGAUCCCACUUACCGUUAUUCCUACCUGUUGAAAUUCAUUAAAUUCGGAAAAGAGGAUUUGAAACUUGUCAAAGAUUUUGGUCAAAUGGUGUUGAAUCCACUCAUUCCAAGUUUGGUUGAGGAGAUUCAAAAGAAAAUGACGAGUUAUGAUGUGACAAGAGAGUUGGUGCUGUUGGGACAUGUUAAACAAGCAUCUUCCACAGUAGUAUUGGAUUCUAGUGAUGAACAUGAUAUAGCAACAAGUGUCACUAAUCAAGAUGGAAGUAACAGCAAUCCACACAAUGAAUUUAUCUUUAAAAAGGAAAUUCAAAUAUUGUACUUGAAAAAAUUAUUCAUGAUUGGUGAAACAAUGGUCAAUAUUUCGAGUUCCUCAAAGGAUCAAAUCGAUCCAUCUGUUCUUAACUACAUUAAGGAAUUGGAUGAAUUUUGUCAAUUGCAUUUUGAAUGCCAACAAAUGCCAGUUGUCCACUUGAGUGCCUAUUUUGGGUUAUUGUCUGAUUUAAUUAUGGAAGAAGUGUUUGAAUCACAAAUGGCCGAAGCUUUAAAAAAGAAGACUUGGAUAUCGAUUAACAAGUUGUUUUGGAUUCAAAAUGAUUCAUUUACCAAAUCUCAUGUGGAUGAUGCCUUUAGACAUUUGACAUCAGGUGCAUGUUGUCCAGUGACAGGAGCUUUUGGAUCGUCAUGCAUGGCGAGUAACGGCGUGAACAAGUAG
Messenger RNA from Naegleria fowleri, 747 nucleotides. RefSeq lists its product as uncharacterized. The record is from RefSeq and is a predicted model, not a curated record. The transcript has a single exon. The coding region runs from base 1 to 747 and encodes 248 amino acids. NCBI's taxonomy places the organism in Eukaryota, Heterolobosea, Eutetramitea, Acrasida, Naegleriidae. Gene Ontology annotation, molecular function: heme binding; oxygen binding.